Molecule: messenger RNA, 1090 nt
Organism: Hyaloscypha bicolor E
Lineage: Eukaryota; Fungi; Ascomycota; Leotiomycetes; Helotiales; Hyaloscyphaceae
Product: FAS1 domain-containing protein
Exons: 2
Coding region: 86-700 (204 amino acids)
Source: RefSeq, a predicted model, not a curated record
UGCCUCGUACAACAACUUGGUCCGAGCAUCGCGGUACAUCGUCAUCGGUAACCUCCACGACUCUUUGCACAACACUUUUCUCAAAAUGCGAUACAUGUCCCUUAUCUACCCACUGUUGACAGCAUCUCUUGCAGUCACAGCAGCAUUCUCCCAGGAGCAGCGACCUAUGGCGGACAAGAACCUCGGACCUGCGAUGCCUCCGAACCAAGAAUCCCCUUCACUUUCAGCCCCCGCUGACGGCGACACCGUGAUGCUCUCAGACGUUCUCGGCAAUGAUCGCAGUAUUAAUAUCUUCGCUGGGUUCACCCGAGACUUUGCGACAAUCAGCGAACGCUUCGAAGACAGCUCGUUGAACACUACAAUCAUGGCGCCCAUAAACUCCGCGAUAAUGGCGUUACCGCGGAAGCCUUGGGAAGAUCCUGAGGAUUAUGAUAGGCUGGGCCCUAAUGCUUACGAGGGAGAGCCAGGCGAGGAGAGAGCGCAAAGGAAUUUGAGGAGGUUUGUGGAGGCUCAUGUUGUCCCGGUCAGCCCUUGGAAGGAGGGUGAGAAGGUUAAGACGUUGGCUGGGGGCGAGGUCUGGUGGGAGAGUAAAGACGGAGUCAAGAUGAUCAAGCCAGGAAAUAUCGAAGUCAGCUCAGUAGCCAGCAAAGUAUACAAUGGGGAGGUCUGGAUCUUAAAAGGCGUCAGGAAUUACGCAUAAAUAUAACGAACAUAAUGAGCACAUGGAUAAUACGUAGCUACGUGGCUGCUGGCGUUGUGGUUGGGUAUAUGAUUGUUCUAGGAUGGAGGAGGAACUUGACCCAAGAUCCAGGAUUUAAGCUGGAACGGAACAACCCAAGAUUGUUCUUUUGACAGGUUUCUGAAUAGUAAGGACCUUAAUCCAGCACAGGACUUCGAUUGCCUGUGACGAGAUGAGCAACCAAGCCUCCCACUUUCUCUUACUUCGAGCAAUUCCGGAGGGGCAAUGAAGAACGGGCAAGUAAGACCGAAGUCAAGACCAGGGUGCCCAAAUAAUUUACUUUCAAAAAUUGGCUGUUCAACAAAGCUCGCACAGAAUAUCGAAGUCCCGAAGAUAAAACCUAUAUUUGCC